AUGCGGAUUGAGAAAUUCGGAAACCUCAUGACCCCAACAGCUCUGGAGAAGAGUAAACCCCUAUAUUCUUUCGACUUGAGUCCGCAACACACGGCGGGACGAAUAGAAUUCAGUCUUCCAUAUAAACUCGAUUUUGGGGUCUCCGAGUACGGGAUUGUGGGCAGACAGGCAACGUUACUCUCAUCAAGUCAAGAUGUGAGUGAGCGGAGUAUUUUAGGGAAGGGGGUCAUUGGGUGGAAUUGA
Talaromyces marneffei is the source of this 243-nucleotide messenger RNA. RefSeq lists its product as uncharacterized. The record is from RefSeq and is a predicted model, not a curated record. The transcript is spliced from 2 exons. NCBI's taxonomy places the organism in Eukaryota, Fungi, Ascomycota, Eurotiomycetes, Eurotiales, Trichocomaceae. The coding region runs from base 1 to 243 and encodes 80 amino acids.